UGUCUCUUCUCUUAUUCACCAUUUAGACCACCAUGUACUUUUCGAAGGUAUCGACAGCCCUUCUUGGCUUGGCCAUUGGUAUCCAAGAUGCAGCUGCUGGUCCUUGCAAGCCUGAGUCCAGCCAAACUCUAACCGAAAGCUCUUGGGGGGCGACAAGCUCUGUGUUUGAUGCUGCCUCGACGACUACUUCGAUUGUGUCCUCAACCGAGACUACGCAGACGCGUCCCGAUAAUGAGAUUUCUUCAACGGUCUCCCUUGACUCAUCUUCAGCCGAAGGCACUUCCCCCACGACGUCCAACACCGAAAGUGUCUCGACAGCAUUAGAGUUCUCCGAAACCAGCGCGAGGCUGUCAUCAACGAACAAGGAAACAUCAGACUCUUCAAUAACGAUAGAAGUCUCAGAGUCCAGCAAAAUCCUCCCAUCAUCAACUGAGGAAACAGCAAGCUCCUUAACAACAACAGAAGCUUCAGAAUCCACCACGGACUUCUCGUCAACGAUUGAAGAGGCGACCGAAGUAACGACCGAAGCAACUACUGAAGAAACAACAAGCUUCGCCACACCAAUAGAAGUCUCAGAGCCAACCACUAUCCUUCCAUCCACAACCGAAGAAACACCAAGCACCUCCACAGCACCAAUCAACGAACAACCGCAAAUCUUCACCGGCGGCUCCGCAACAUGGGUUUACCAAGACGGCAUCAUGGGUGACUGCGGAUCAGUCAGCCACGACACCGACUUCGUCGUUGCCCUAGAUUACCGAAGGUAUGAUCGGAGCAAGUGCGGUAAAAAGAUUCGCGUCACAGCGACUUCUGGCCGGCGCAUCGGGUUAUCUAUCGACGUCACCAUUGUCGACGUUUGUUAUGCCUGUUCAAACGAAAACUCGAUGGAUCUGUCUACGGCUGCGUUCAACGCUUUUGCCCCGCUGGACGAUGCGGUGGUAAAUGUAAAAUGGCAGUAUUUGCCGUGAUCUGCCGUGAUCUAGGAAAUGAAGCGAAAUAGAAGAAGUAGAGGAAGAAUGAGGCCAGAAUAUCAAGGGAAAUAGACUAAUGCGUAAUACAAAAUCGUCAGUGGAAGUAUUAAGCACUGACACAGAUACAUUCUUUGAGCAGUUGCAGGCAAUAUGCACAAAUUAACGACAUCUGCAACUCGAUAAAAAGCCACAGGAAUUUUACUCUUUAGCCAACAUCUCCAGCAUUAGAUACAUGACUCAAAGAGCUAUAAAUAACAC
Molecule: messenger RNA, 1226 nt
Organism: Fusarium redolens
Lineage: Eukaryota; Fungi; Ascomycota; Sordariomycetes; Hypocreales; Nectriaceae
Exons: 1
Coding region: 33-965 (310 amino acids)
Source: RefSeq, a predicted model, not a curated record